AUGGAAGCGCUGCGCACAUCAUGCCCCGACUUGGUGCGGGAUUUGAACGAACGUGGUUUGUCCGACUUGCCGGAUGACUUCUGGACCGCCGUGCUAGAGGUCUUCCACAAUGCGGUCACCACACCAGCUCCUGAUAACAUCCGCAUGCUCAUCCAGAACUACGACUCCAAUGGGUUGAUGCUGCACCUGGUGCGGGCACACCAAGGAGGUGCGGAGAUCUUGCACACGGUCAGCGGCUCCUCCAUCAGCUUCUCUCCCACUGAGUCUCCUGAGAAGGAUAUGCAGUCCGAGCAUGAGAAUCAGAAGCCACAGGGGUAG
This is a messenger RNA of Symbiodinium sp. CCMP2592, 318 nucleotides long. NCBI's taxonomy places the organism in Eukaryota, Dinophyceae, Suessiales, Symbiodiniaceae. The record is from the annotation of a GenBank genome assembly.